UGACCCACGUGGUAGCAGCGGCGUCAGAGAGGCGUCUCAGAUCAUGGACGAACUACCAGCUGAUGUGCGGGCUUUCCUGCGCCAGCACCCCAGCCUGAAGCUGCUGCCGAAUACUCAGAAGGUGCGCUGCUCUCUAACCGGCCAUGAGCUACCCUGCCGUCUUCCGGAGCUUCAGGUCUACAUCAGCGGCAAGAAGUACCAGCGGCUGACUAGAGCCUCCCCGGCCUUCGAUUACACAGCGUUCGAGCCACACAUCGUGCCCAGCACAAAGAAUCCGCACCAACUGUUCUGCAAACUCACCCUGAGGCACAUCAACAAGUCCCCAGAGCACGUGCUGAGGCAUGUCCAGGGCCGGAGGUAUCAGAGAGCACUUCAUCAAUAUGAGGAAUGUCAGAAACAAGGUGUGGAGUAUGUCCCUGCUUGCCUAUUGCACAAGAAGAGGAAGAGGGAGGACCACAUGGAUGGAGAUGGGCUACCUGGCCAGAGAACAGCUUUCUGGGAACCAGCUUCCAGUGACGAGGGAGGAUCCCUGAGUGAUGACAGCAUGAUAGACCUAUACCCACCUGAACUGUUCACAAAAAAGGAUCUGGGCAAGCCUGAGGACACUACUGAAGACUUUCUGACAGACCAAGAGGAAGAGAAGCCAAAGCAGUUGAGAGAGAAGGGCACUGGGGAGAGGAGAGAGGUCAAAGUGGACCACAAGAGGAGCCGCAAACUCAGAAAGAAGCAGUUCACCUCGUUGACCAAGAAGUUCAAGAGCCAUCAUCACUGCAAGCCCAAGAACUUCAGUUCUUCCUUUAAGCAGCUGGGAAAAUGAACUGUGCAGAGAAAGCCUUUGGGUGUCCUGACAUUGGCUGUUGCCCAGAGUGGGCCUGGAGGUUCUGUUCAGAAGGUGACAGCAGCAGGGACUUGAAGAUUCCUCUCCAUGCAUGGCCUUUCUGUGGUCUUCAGUGACUCACUGUAGCAUCCUGACUUUGGCAGGCCCCCACCCUGGCUGGUCACCACAUAGGAUCACACUAUAUACCACAAAUGCCAUUAUUUAUUUUGAUGUUUCCAAAGAUCAAAACAUUUUCAAACACAACUAAGAUAUAAAAUACAGCAUAAAAAUGAGGUUUAUACCUAUUCCCACAUAAAGCUAAAGCAUUUUCAGAAACCGUUUUGCCAAACCAA
Arvicola amphibius (Eurasian water vole) is the source of this 1170-nucleotide messenger RNA. RefSeq names its product surfeit 2 (gene Surf2). Bases 44 to 817 code for a protein of 257 amino acids. The transcript has 6 exons. The record is from RefSeq and is a predicted model, not a curated record. NCBI's taxonomy places the organism in Eukaryota, Metazoa, Chordata, Mammalia, Rodentia, Cricetidae.